AUGAGCCAGGAUGCCCCCACCAGCACCGUGGACGGGGACGUGGGAGGGGGACCCGAGGACUUGCUCAAGUCUAGAUGGGCAGAAACCGAAGCAAAUAUCGCAAAGCUCUUUGGAACCGAUGGGCAGACACGGCGCACAUCGCAGAAACCCACCACCGCCUCUGAAGCCGCCGCUACAACCACCACCUCCGCGCCUGAUAAUGCCAAGACCCCGGCUCCACCCAAACGCUCCGCCCGCCACAUAGACGAUGACUACGGGGACGACGAUGACGAAGAUGAAGAAGACUCGCCGAAAGAGAGCCCACUCCGGAAGAAGGCGAAGAUCGCGCUACCGAAUGGCAUCCACCCCCUCGCCGCCCGUUCCCCGUUGCCUGCGGGGAGGGCUCUACCGCGCGCCGCUCCAACAUCGACACCAUCGGAGCCCGCAAAGAGCUCGGAGGAUGUGCGCAAGCAGCUGGAGGAGGACAAGAGGACGGCGGAAGAGGCAGCGACCAAGAGCUUCCAGUCUAUGUACUACACCUUCGAGCAUGACAAGGACGCGAUGGUGGAGCAGCAGAAGUUGGAUGAGCUGGAUCGCGAAGUAGAGAACGAGUUAUCAGGAGGUGCAACCGAUGCGCCGAAUGCACAACAAGGCGCAGGUGCUGGUCCAGCGGCUGCUUCUACACAAGGGACGCUGGGCAGCGCGGACCUAGGCGCAUCCAGUCUGACGCUCAAGCACCUCAUUGCGCGAAUAGACAUGAAACGGGACAUGGUGCGCGCCUCCGACAACCAACUCCGGACGCUCAUAUCAGAGGUUAGGAAAGGACGAAGCAAAUGGGCGUCCGAGGACAAGGUUGGACAGGAAGAGCUGUACGAAGCGGCGGAGAAGGUCCUCAUGGAGCUGAAGGCGCAGACGGACUAUGCGCAGCCUUUUCUGCAGCGCGUCAGCAAGCGCGAGGCACCGGAUUAUUUCAACGUGAUCAAGCAUCCAAUGGAUAUUGGCACGAUGCUGAAGAAGCUGAAGCAGCUGGGCUACCGGAGCAAGAGAGAUUUCGUCGACGAUCUCAAUCUCAUCUGGGCGAACUGCCUGAAAUACAACCAAGACCCGCAACAUCCGCUCCGGAAGAAGGCGUUGUACAUGCGAAAGGAGACCGACAAAUUAACACCUCUCAUCCCGGAUAUUCUGGUUCGAGAUCGCGCGGAAGUGGAAGCGGAAGAGAGACGCUUGCACUCCAUAGAUGCCGACGAAAGCGACGAGGAUGAUGCGCCGAUCAUGGCUUCGCGAGGUCGCAAAGCUCCGAAGAAGGGUGGGAGCAAGGGUGGGCCAACAUCGACCAAGCGAGCACCCACAGUCGCAGUUGAAGAAGCUGGGUCGGCCACUCCAGCGCCGGAUAUGAAGCCGCCCUUACCGCUAUCAGCCACCAACCUGCGCACAGAGACUCUGCGAGCGGAGUCGGAAGUGCAAGAUGCGAGCUCGGCUGGCUUCAGCACGCCACCUCCGGGCAACGCGACACCACUUGGUGUGAAUGGCGUUAAUGGGAGCGGUGCGCCAGGCAGCCAAGCAGAUGUGACAGAGGUUGACGGGCUGGGCAACUCCGUCGUUGGCUCGACACCUGAAGACGAGGAUGAAGAAGACACAGAGUUCAAGACCUGGAAACAAGUCACGAAACGAGAUCGAGCGCAAGCCGCCGCUGACAGACAUCGGCUUUUUCGUGGCGAGCAGCUCAAGAACCUUAACCCUGAGGAACCCGCACUCAUACGCACAAAAGCGAUGAUGCGGAGAUGGACGCGGCAACAGAUGGCGGCGUCUGGAAAACCAUCUGGUCAGGCCGAGGCCGGUGAGAGUGCAGAAGAGCCAGAGCAACCGGCGCAAGGCGAGUCGCUGGCAGAAGGUAUUGAGAAAGACCAAGACUCAACUCUGCCGGACUACUACAGCUCUCUGUCCGCCAUUCCCGAGCUGGACGAGCGGUUCAGGUGGACGACCGACUCCGAAGGCGCUGUCGUGCCGCAGACUGAGGAGUGGAUGCGCAUGUAUCCGAAAGAGCAGUUCAAGUCGGCGGAUGGUGCCCUGAAUCGCAAGAUCGAGGACAAUAUGCGGCAGAUGCAGGACACGAGGAAGAUCUGUGCCAAGAUCGGCGUUGUGAAGCAGAUGCAGAUUCAGGCGCAGACCUACCAGAACCAGUUCACCAAGUACGAAGUGCAGCCUUUCAUCGAACAAGACGUUGGUGCUGUAGUGGUAUCGGAGGAUGGCCCACUCAUGGCUCCCUGGGUCAGCCGAGCGGCUCUUCAACGCUCAGUGGGCAAGAUUUUCUACCACGCCGGCUUUGAGGACUUUCAGCCCUCCGCGCUCGAAAUGAUCACCGAUCUGGCUGGUGAGUAUUUCGGCAAGCUGGUGGAUGCUUUCAAGAGCUUCCGCGAGCAGCCAAAGGCUGAGCCAGAGACGUCACGGUACUCGUAUGAGGAGCAAGUCCUGCAUUCCCUGCACGAGCACGGUCUGGAUCUCGAGGCGCUGGAGACGUAUGUCAAGGACGACGUUGAGCGCUUAUCCACGAAGUUGGGCGUGGUGCAUGACCGGAUGCGGUCGCACCUUGCUGAUCUACUCCGCCCCGCGCUCGGCGAUCACGCAGGAGCAGACGGCGUCGGCGCCUUCAACGACGGCAGUGAACAGUUCGUCGGUGGCGACUUCGCCGAAGACCUGGACGAAGACUUCUUCGGCUUCCGCGAGCUCGGGCUCGCCGAAGAACUGGGUCUGGAGAACCUCUCUGUACCUCUCCACCUGCUACAAAACCGCAUGCACAGCGCCUAUCAAGCCGCGCACCAAGGCCCCGCAUCCACUACUGGCCUCGUCUUCCCACAACCAGAUCCCUACGAACCCAUCACCAUCGACAACGUCGGCGCGCAGGUCGGUCUGGUGCAAGAUUUCUUCCGCGAGAAACUGCACGCGAACCACGAGGACGCGCUGGUGGAAGACGAAGAUCUACCGCAGAAGCAGCGAUUCCCGAAACCUCGCUUACCGCCUACAGGCAAGAUUUCCAGCCCCCGCAAACGGCCUAUACGAGAGCAGCAGCAGGCGGCGAAGAAGAAGCGGAAGAUGGAGGAGAGCGGCAAGGCGGGAGGCGUGGAGGUGGCGCCGAUCGGGAAGUUGAAGCUGGAGGCGAGUGUGGGGAAGGGGGUUAAUGGGGUGCAAGAGCCGGAGAAGAAGAGGGAAAAGGGUGGGGAAGAGAUGGAGGUUGAUAGGGAGGUGAACGGGGGUGGAGGGGAGGUUAAUGGGGGUGCUGGAGGUGGGACGAUGAUUAGUCCGGAGAGUUUGGCGCCGAACUAG
Saxophila tyrrhenica is the source of this 3300-nucleotide messenger RNA. It is a transcript of the gene SPT7, whose product is annotated as Transcriptional activator spt7. The transcript has 3 exons. Gene Ontology annotation, cellular component: SLIK (SAGA-like) complex; SAGA complex. Bases 1 to 3300 code for a protein of 1099 amino acids. Gene Ontology annotation, molecular function: protein heterodimerization activity; structural molecule activity. Lineage: Eukaryota; Fungi; Ascomycota; Dothideomycetes; Mycosphaerellales; Extremaceae. Gene Ontology annotation, biological process: regulation of transcription by RNA polymerase II. The record is from RefSeq and is a predicted model, not a curated record.